AUGGUUAUACCAGGAAAUGUUUCGCUCCCAAAUAUUCCAGCUCUGCGCAUCGACCUGGAAGGGCAUAGCAUUGACGCGUUGGUUUUCAGUCAAAAUGACAAGUCGAUCUUUGUAUCGACUAGCACGAAAGCAUUUAUUUGCACCGUGGCAACCGGCGACCUGCAGUCAACAAUAGACCUUCAAGAGGGUGAUCUCCGCAUGUGGUUAACCCAUCCAACACACGACAACUUGAUCCUGGGAUUUGGUUCAACAAACCUUCGAGCCUAUAGUUGGGUAGAUCUCAGAUUGCAUUACUUCAGCAAUUACAACGAGAUCACGCACGAUUGGCGACGAGGCAGUCGCUUCGAUAGCCACAGAGAUUCUUCUUCAAAGGCUAGUGAGCUCAGUCUGCCCCCAGUGAUAUCGGAUGACAAGUUGCUUGUAACCAGGACGGUCACAAAAGCGUUCCAAUCGCAGGAUGGAAAGCAUGUGAUCGCCUACAUCCAUGCUUCUGGUAGCGGCUUGAGUUCUCAGACACUGAUCUUCCCUCUUCGUUCAUUAGAGCCCCCAGAUGAUAAGACACCUACAAAUCUCACGUGUGGGUAUUACAGUUUGCCACUUGAUCUUUCAGCGCAAGUUUACAUCCCAUUGGGAACCCUCACUGGAUCGCGUUUUAUUUUCCUAGAUCACGAUCUUUGGCUGUGUGUAUACUCGCUAGAUCAGGUGUUCAAGAAGGUCGAAGCGUUGCAGAGAUGCUAUUUCCUUCCAAGAGAUUGGGUGGGGAGUAGUAGUCUGGCUUGCUGUAGGCUCGGCGCUGAUGGUACAUUGUAUUGGCCCCAAGAAGACCGCAUUGUCAGGAUUCAGUGCGACCUGUACGCUCCGCAAAGUUUUCUUACAUAG
Messenger RNA from Alternaria burnsii, 879 nucleotides. RefSeq lists its product as uncharacterized. The transcript has a single exon. The coding region runs from base 1 to 879 and encodes 292 amino acids. The record is from RefSeq and is a predicted model, not a curated record. Lineage: Eukaryota; Fungi; Ascomycota; Dothideomycetes; Pleosporales; Pleosporaceae.